Molecule: messenger RNA, 3111 nt
Organism: Hippoglossus stenolepis (Pacific halibut)
Lineage: Eukaryota; Metazoa; Chordata; Actinopteri; Pleuronectiformes; Pleuronectidae
Gene: rpap3
Product: RNA polymerase II associated protein 3
Exons: 17
Coding region: 224-2212 (662 amino acids)
Molecular function (GO): protein binding
Source: RefSeq, a predicted model, not a curated record
UGGCAUCCGAGGCAGCUGCCUUUAAAAAAGUGUUGACAUCAGAGGCAGCUGCCUUCACAUAUCAGUGGCAGUUUCUGUUGACACCGGAAGUGCCUCUACGAGCUACCGCUGCCACGAUUUGGAGCUUGCCCUGACUCUGCAUAUUUUGUAUAACCACUGAGCCAAACUAGCCACAGCUCCACGUUGAGUGUGUUUCCCGGCAGGAGGGAGACGCGACAGUAACAUGUCCGGGGGAAACAAAGCCAUCGAGUUGCAGCUUCAGAUGCGACAGAACGCGGAGGAACUGCACAGCUAUAUGAAGGAGCUGGAGGGCUGGGAGUGUGACAUGAAGACGAAGGAUGAGGAGCUGAGGACAGGAGGAGCACAGGAGACUGAGGAGAAACUGCCACCUGUGCGCAACAAAAAAUACAAAACAAAGAUGAGGGAGAAGAGGAAGAAGAAGAUGGAGCAUGCUGGGACUGGGAAUGGUGAUGCUGGGAAUGGUGACGCAAAAGCAGAGGAUCUCCAACAAUCGUCAAGGAUAAAGGCGUAUGAUUAUCAAUCAUGGGACAAGUUUGACGUGGACGAGGCUCUGGCGGAGAUGGAUAAAGAAGAAAGUCCAGUAGAGUCAAACGAGUCUGACUCAGAGGAAGCUGCAGUCGAUAGAGAGAAAGCUCUGUCACAGAAGGAAAAGGGUAAUAUGUUGUUCAAGGAAGGGAAGUACGACGAGGCCAUUGAGUGUUACACCAGAGGGAUGAGUGCAGAUCCUUACAGCCCUGUGCUUCCCACCAACCGAGCCACCUCCUUCUUCAGACUCAAAAAGUUUUCUGUGGCGGAGUCCGACUGCAACUUAGCAAUCUCUCUGGACAGCAACUACUUUAAAGCUUAUGCGCGAAGAGGAGCGGCCCGGUUUGCACUGAAGAAUUAUGAAUCUGCUUUAGAAGAUUAUAAGAUGGUUCUGAAGCUUGACCCCGGGAACACGGAAGCACAGAAUGAAGUGAAGAAAAUCAAUGAGGCCCUUGGGAAGGAGGCACCGACUUUGCAGAGUGAAGCCACGCAGCCGCAGGAGGCUUCCACAGUCGACCCUGAGCAGCAGGGACUGAUGGAGGAACAGCAGAGGAGGCAGGAGGCCGUUCUACAAAAAGACAGAGGGAAUGCUUAUUUCAAAGAGGGGAAGUACGAAGCAGCCAUCGAGUGCUACAGCCGAGGUAUGGAGGCAGACGGCAUGAACGUCCUACUUCCCGCCAACAGAGCCAUGGCCUUCCUGAAGCUUGACAAGUAUAAGGAGGCAGAGGAAGACUGCACUAAAGCCAUUUAUCUGGACAGUACUUACUCCAAGGCUUUUGCCCGUCGAGCAACAGCCAGAGUGGCUUUAAGGAAACUGGAGGAGGCCCAACAAGACUUUCAGGAUGUGUUGAAGCUGGAGCCAGGGAACAAACAGGCCUUGAAUGAACUCCAGAAACUCCAGAUUGACCUUGGUCCCAGUGGACUUCUUCAAACAGACGACAGCUCACAGAGGAGAACAGUUCAGCCGAUUGAUAAACCAACUCACCUGCGCUCAACCAAACCUCUGAGGAGAAUUGAAAUCGAGGAAGUCAGUGGGAAAGCUACAGUGCCUGAGGUGGAGUCAAGUGGGUCCAAGACCUUGAUCCAGGAAGUGGUGAGGGAGCCUGAGGAGGACUCCUCUCCACUGUCCACCUCCCCCAGCGCCAAAAUAAUCAAAAUCGAGGAGAUGGCAGAUGCUCCCUCGCACGUAUCAGAAAAACUCCCUCCCAGCAGACCGACUGAACAACCAGCGCAGGUGGAAAUCAGUCACCCGCCUGAAACAACCACCAACACCCCCUCAUUAGUUACAGACCUGCCCCCUCCACCCACCAGCAGCUUCCAGCUGGAGGCCGACAUCCGCAAGAUCGGAAAGCAGCCAGAAGUGAUUUACAGAUAUCUGAGGCAAAUCAAGGCUGAAUCGUACGUUAAGAUUUUACAAAACUCCCUCGAACCCGACAUCCUCAAUCAGAUCCUGACGACGCUGCACGAGUUCUAUACGAAGAAUGAAACGCCUGCUGUUAUACUGGAGAUCCUCAGCAGUCUAUCGAAUGUGCGGCGCUUCAACAUGGCUGUAAUGUUCAUGUCGUCCACAGAGAAGAAAGCGCUGAAAGACCUGUUUGACUUCCUUCACCGAGCUGAGCUGGAAGAAUCAGCCGUCGCACUCUUACAGAAGAAGUAUGGUGUGUGACGCUCCACGUCUCAAGCAACAAACUUAAACAUCAACACAGAGCGCCACUUUGAAUUCAAAGCAAAUGAAGUGUUAGUUUUUAUUACUCAAUUAACUUCCAUUAAAGUUACUUAAAGGGAUAGUUCACCCAGAAAUUAAAAUUCACAUCUACUCGCCACUAUGCCGAUGGAGGGGUGGGUGAAGUGUCUGAGUCCACAUUACACUUUAGGAGUAUCGGGUAAACUGUGUUGCAGCAGAAUCCAAUACAAUUGAAGUCAAUGGUGAGCUAUUCUUCAGACGUAAUAAAACUGAAAAAAACAUAACAUGUCUCCACACUGCUUGUGUGGUGUCAUCUAAGUGACAUUUAUAUUUGACUUGAAACAAGGUCAUUUACACCAAGUUUUUAGCCUCACUGUCCUCUGAUAUCUCCCAACGAGGUGCAUUAGGGACCGUCUGAAUGCUAACGUCCGCUAGCUUAGCCACUUCCUGUGGACAUAGUGGUGAACUAUCCCUGUAAGCAGUCUUUAUAUCCAGUGCGUUUGAGCAACACAUCCAAUUAAAUCCUUACAUGGUAACAUGGUUUUGUGAAAGCUACAUCUCUAUAUGCAGAUACAGCUUUCUAUGCAUUUGUUACUGUUAACAUGUUGAUGUGUUAGCAUGGAGCCAGGUUACUGCAUCUUACAAGUCGUCAAACCCCAGCUAGGAUGCAUGUCCUUUCAACAGAAGUGUGACUUUAUCUUGAACCCAGUGUAAAAGUAUGGAUUGGUCUCUGUGAGUACUUUACCCAGUGUGAAUGUUCCUCUCAUUGUUGAAAGAGAAAAAAAGAAACUGACAUUGCUCUGGACUAAACCUGCCUGACUGUUGUGUAUAUGUAGAGUUUGGACAACUGAAUGACAAAUAAAGGUGUAUUUUGUAAUUUA